CUAUGCACGUACGUACAAUAUGAAGUACUGUUGUUCUCGAUUUAAAACAACUAAAAGCUGAGAAAAAAAAUAUUCGACGAUUUGAAGAAAUCGAAGUUUUGGGAAUUGCAAAUGAAACUGUCUUUAUAGGAAGAGGGGUUGCGUCUUGUAAGUUUUGUUGCUUGGCAACUGGCGAAAAUUCCUGUAACUGACGUUAGAAGAACUACUGUCAAGAUAUGUGGAGCACUGUAGACUAUUCCUUAAAUUGUGACGAAGAAUUCCGAGAAUUAUCCAACGCUGCAGCUCUACAAGAGCUCUACGACUCGGAGACGGAAAAGGAGGGUUGGAUACGUAAGCUUUUACCUUCUAGUAAGGCCUUUGAAAACGAGAAGCACGAAUUUCUUGCUAAUUGUAGCGAGUUUCCACAAAGUGUUUUAGAAAAUGACGCAACAAAGAAACUGGAAAAAAUUACGAAGGAAACGGACGACUCCACCGCGCAACUUGUGAAAUUGGACGGUUUACAAUCCCUUAUAGAGUCGUCAGCCACUUGGGAUGACGAAGAUCGAAAGGCAUAUUCAGAAUUUUUGUCAUCACUUUAUUCUCCAGAAGACAAAGACUAUGGUCCUGAAGACUCUAGCGAUGAAGAUUUUGAUUAUCUGCUAGAAGUCCAGAACGAAACUGACGAUGAAGAGGUUGGUUGUUUGGCUUUAGUUUUUUGCCCGCUAAUUUGUGUAAAGGAAUACAGAAAUGACCCAACUGCAAGAAUUCCUGGUAAGGAAUUGGUGGAUCUUGUGAGUGGAAAACCAUCCUAUUCUUUUCGAAGAAGCAAAAAAUGCCAUAAUAUGAAAAAUUCUAAUCCGAAGAAGAAGCCAAGAACACAAUGCAGACAGGUGGAAGAGCAACCCGUAAAUUCUAAAUGGACUCCGCACGUUUCCUCAGAAUUCAGCAGAGCUAAACCUAUAAUGCCUGCAAAUAUGAAAGCAUGUCUUUCUCAUUUCAACUCUACAUGUUCACAGUUUCAUUUUCGACAGGAUUCUCUGGAGCUAGUUUCUUUGCAAGUGAGUCGUCAUAUACAACUCUUGAUUCAAACUUGUCUUCUAGUGGGACAAGAGCCUUUGAAAGAUGAUAGUGCUUUGAAACUUUCGAGGAGAAUGUUGAAUGACUGGAAGCGAGCUUCGGACAUUUGCGUGAGCUAUCGAAAGUUCUUUACCGAAACAGUUCUAGAGUACGAACCAAAUACUACAUUAGAUAGGUCUUCAGUCUCCUUUUUUGACACUCCAAUAUUACGCAUUGUUCCGGAUUUAUUAUCAUUGACCGACAAAUGUGAUUGUUUACAAAGCUCUGAUAUACAGAAGUUGUUGGAAACUUUUUGCCCUUAUUUGGACGAAGAAUUAUUUCCAAAACUCCCAAAAUAUAGUUUCUAUAUGGGUUCAAAUCAUUCCAUAUUGGAUGCGCAAUACAUAGAUGUCAACCAAGUGAAGUCGACGUUAUCUUCAGAAGAUCAGUGGAGUAGUGCUGAAGACAGUUUGAUUGCAACACUUAUUCGUGAAUAUGGCUCAGACUGGUUGGAAAACUAUGAACGAUUGCUUCCUUCAAAACAGUACGAUGAAGUUUGGAGAAGGUAUAGAUUUUUGAGUGGUCGUCAUGCACCGGACAAUCCGGUGAAACGUUUGGUCAUCGAAAGACAAAGACCACUAUCCAGUGAAGAAUGGCGAAUAUUAGAACACGGUGUCUAUCUAUAUGGCGAUAAUGCAUGGAAACAAAUUGAAAUAAAUUUGCUACCUCAUAGAGACCAAGUUAUUUUGCAGCGGAUGUGGAAACAGAGACAGAAAAGGCGACGACAGAAGAUAAGAGAGAAUGAGAGACACAAGCAAGAAGCGAGAAAACUUGCUAAGCGAUUAAGACAGCAAGCAUUGGAAGAAGACCGGAAAAAAUGCGAAAAGGAGAGGUGUUUGGAAAACAUUGACAUGGAAGAAACCAAUAAUGGAACAAUGACGACUCGAUUGGAAUUUGACAACUCUAGCAACUGGUUGAUUGUUGAUGGAGAUGUGAAAGUACAUUUUUCACAUGAAGAUGAUAAGAAACUAUUAUCACAAGUCAGGGCUUUUGGUGCCACAGAAAGGACAUUCCUAGCACUUGCCAAAAUUUUAGGUGAUGGAAAAACACCGGAAGUGAUACGAAAACGAUAUUCACAAUUAUUAUGGUGGCUACAACAAUCUACCAACGUUGUCUAUCCAUCCAACACUAACAACAGCGAGACUUGUGAAAAUUCAUGAUUAAAUAAACUUUAUCAAAAUUUA
Messenger RNA from Galdieria sulphuraria, 2279 nucleotides. RefSeq lists its product as hypothetical. Gene Ontology annotation, molecular function: transcription coregulator activity. The transcript has 6 exons. Gene Ontology annotation, cellular component: nucleus. Lineage: Eukaryota; Rhodophyta; Bangiophyceae; Galdieriales; Galdieriaceae. Bases 216 to 2255 code for a protein of 679 amino acids. The record is from RefSeq and is a predicted model, not a curated record. Gene Ontology annotation, biological process: regulation of DNA-templated transcription.